This is a messenger RNA of Lolium perenne, 357 nucleotides long. RefSeq lists its product as uncharacterized. NCBI's taxonomy places the organism in Eukaryota, Viridiplantae, Streptophyta, Magnoliopsida, Poales, Poaceae. Gene Ontology annotation, cellular component: nucleus; cytoplasm. The record is from RefSeq and is a predicted model, not a curated record. Gene Ontology annotation, molecular function: nucleic acid binding; 3'-5' exonuclease activity.
AUGGCGGAAGGGAUGUCGUUCAAGGUCACAGUCCCUCUCCGUGCAAGAAGGGUGGAGAAGUGGAUCCGCACCGUGAAGAGGGACUAUCUCGACAACGCACCAAUCAAGUGUGUCGGCUUGGAUUGCGAGUUCACCAACCCUCAUGAGAGUGAUCAGCGCGUCGCCGUCCUUCAACUCUCGGUGGCGUCCGAGAAUUUGGUAUUCCAGAUUUGCCCUGCUGAUGAACUGCCACAAGUUCUCAGGGAGUUCUUGCAGGAUGGGAACAUCAGAUUCUGCGGCGUGGCUAUCGGCAAGGAUGUGGAGAUUCUUAAGUCCUUACGGGAGUGUGAGGCUGGAUUUGGGAUGGCUUGCCUUUAA